UGUUCAAUUUUCCGGGAAAGUCCAAGUAGGUUCCUAUAAAAUUCUUCACCUUUAUAAUAUUAAUUUCAGUUAAUAAUUUGUCGAUCAAAAUCAAAUUAAAAUCACAUUUCCCUUUCCAAGUCUUUUUCUUUUUCGAUAAAGGAAAAGAGAAUCUUUUUAAUCUCUUCCAUUCUCCCUUAUCAUUGAAUUAUCAGAAUACUCUCACCUCAAAAAAAAAAAAAUGCAGAAAAUGCUUCAUAGGAGCUUCAAAGCAGCCAAAUGCAAAACAGCUUUGAAAUUAGCUAUACCACGAAUAAAGCUGAUGAAGAACAAAAGGGAAGCUCAAGUUAAGCAAAUAAAGAGAGAAUUAGCUCAAUUAUUGGAAUCAGAUCAAGAUCAGACGGCUAGAAUUCGGGUGGAGCAUGUUGUUAGGGAAGAGAAGACUGUAGAAGCUUAUAAUCUUCUUGAAAUAUAUUGUGAACUUAUCGUUGCACGUAUGCCGAUGAUCGAAUCACAGAAAAACUGUCCUAUCGACUUGAAGGAAGCAAUUUCGAGUGUUGUAUUUGCAUCCGCAAGGUGUGAAGAGAUACCGGAGCUCAAAGAUGCCACCAAACAUUUUACGGCAAAAUACGGGAAAGAAUUUACUUCUGCGGCACUUGAACUGCGUCCUAACUGUGGUGUUGCUCGUAUGUUGACUGAGAAACUAUCGGCCAAUGCACCUGAUGGUCCAACCAAGCUCAACAUUUUGACUGCAAUUGCUAAGGAACAUAAUAUUAACUGGGAUCCUGCAUCAUUUGGAGCAAAAGAAUCAAAGAUUUACGAUGACAAGUUGAAUGGACCAAAUACUUUUACAGAGGCCGUCAAAGUUUCAGCAUAUUCUCCUAAUAUCCAAGUCUCUCCAAGUCAUAAUGAGCAGAGACCUCCUAGUGUUCAAGUUCCAAAUUAUGAUAAGGGGCCUCCUGGUGUUCAAGAUACAAAAUACAUGGAGAAAAAUGACGUGCCUACAAGCUUUUCUGAGUACAGCUCAAGAUCAUCGCCUAAUCCUAAGAAUUUUGGUUAUUCGAUGUCUUCUGGUACUGGAAAUCAAGGGUUUAUGCAUUCAUAUUCGGGGAACGAGAGUGCCUACUCUUCACCAAGGCAGCAUUGGAAUAUGGAAUUCAAGGAUGCUACUACUGCUGCUCAGGCAGCUGCAGAAUCUGCAGAGCUAGCUAGUAUGGCUGCCCGAGCUGCUGCUGAACUUUCAAGCCGUGGAAAUUUCUCCCCACGGUAUUCAAUGUCACCUUCUCAUCGUAUGAGAGAUGAGGAACCAUGGAAAUAUACUGGCUUGGCAUCUCAACAUGAACAUGUUGGCAGGGAUCCAGUUAAUGUUUCCCUUCAUGGAAGGAAUUCUAGGAAUUAUGAACGAGUUGACAGCAAUGAACAAUAUGCCCGAGCAGGAAACGGUGAUAAAUCUACCAACAGUUCCUUCAAGUCAACUGCAUCUUCCUACAAUGAAGAAACAUCACCCAAAAACCAAACUGCAGAUGCAUAUUCUCGAAGGGACUCGUUUGAAGGCAGGCAGAUGGAGCAUUUUGCUGAUACGAAGAGAAACUCGGGUGAAAAUGGAGAUCCUCAUAAUGUUAGGGUCAGGGAACAAUCAAGAUUUUCUUCUUCUCGUUCUCAAUCAAACAGUUUUACUGAUGAUCAUGAUGUUGUCUCUGAUUCAAACUGGCUGAAAUCAGAAAAUUAUAAGAGAAACUCUGGUGCAAGCAGGAUGCCAUUUGUGAAUGAACUGCAUGAUACAAAAAACUCCGAUUUUUCUGAUUAUCAAGAAGUAAGGAUCAGGAAGCAAUCAAGUCAUUCUUCUUCAAGUACUUUUUCUGAUGAUAAUGAUGUCGGACCGAACUUAAACCGUCAUGAUGAUUCUUUUAUUCGCCAUGAUAAAGGAAGUCUUCAAAGGAGCACGAAAAAAACAACAGAUUCUUAUGACAAUGUCUCAGCAGUUUUUGACAAUUAUGGAUCAGAUAAUAAUGAAGAUCAUUUCAAUUUGGAGGAAGAGCAUGAGGUACAUGAAUUCGUAUCUCCUGUUCAAAGAUCACCUACUCGUCCAUUAAGAACAAAGACCUUUCCAGAAUCACAUGUUUUCUCAGAGCAGCGGGCAUCUCCUAUCUUCUUUGAACGUUCAAUGAGCCCUUCAGUUCCUUCAUAUGAAGAUGACUUGCCUGCUACUUUUGAUGAUAAUGGACCUAGUUCGGAAGGUGACGAAGAGAAAGACAAAUCUAAGGUUGUUAGGAGCACCAAUCCUAGUAUAGGUAGUAAUGAUUCUAGUCUGGAAGAAAGUAUGGGAUUGAACUUUGGAAAAUUGACAGGUGGUCUUCGAAAUAAGGGUUAUAGGCGUCCACCAUUUCCACUCGGCAGUGCUAUAUCCUCUGUAGAGGUAGCCGAUGAUGCGUCUACUAGAAUUAACCAGUCGUCCCCUCGUGCAGCUGUGGAGGCUUCAGAGCCAUAUGGUAAGAAAGGGAGUGAUGAAGUGAACAGAAAACUUAGCAUGACAGCAUCAGGCACUCACGACGAUUCUAGCGAUGAUGACAAUGAGGAAGAGCGACCAAUACUGUCUUUUAGUAGCACUCGAGACCAAUACAACAAAAGAUCAAGCUUAAGAGUCUCUGUCCCAUAUUUUGGUUCAAGAAAUAGUGAUUCUGAUGAAGACCUUCCUAAAACAAGUUUAAAGGCUCAUUCAAACACGGGUUUUUCUCGAAGAACGAAGGCCUCUCCUUCGAACUCACAACGAAACUCCAAUCUUCAAUCUACCGUUUCUUCUGAGCCAAAAGUAGUUUCUGACUACUCCUCAAGGAGCUCAAAUGCUAACGAGUCUUUACCAAAGACACAGCCUCAAAAAACGAAUUCGGGUCACUCAGUAAGUUUUCAGAAUCCUGAGUUGGCAUCACAAGCGACUUCAAGGCCAGUUUCAGAGACCAAAAGGUCUUCAUCUGAUAUAACUUUGAAGUCAUCUGCUUCUGUUCCAAAGAUUAUAUCAUCAGCUAGUGCCAAAAGUUUGAAGUCUCAAACUUCCACCGGCGAGGGCCAAUCUAAACAAAAUGCUAGUCAUGUUCAUCCAAAGCUUCCUGAUAUCGAUAUCUUGACUGCACACUUCAAUUCUCUCAGACAGAAUCGCCAAUGAAUAUAGAUGCUACUCAUCGCUCAAUGUAUGGAUUGUUGAUACACUUUCGAUUCUGUGAACCUUUUCGAUCAAUCUCCAUGGUUGAAAAGUUAAGGAAUAAUAUACGAGCCUAUUGAUACAAAGAUUGGUGGAAGGAUGCCGAAAGCCUAACGAGGAUGAUGAGUGUCAGCAUAAUAUUUAAAGGCACCGAAAGGAGAUGGUGAGAACGGACUAUUUAUAUCUGAAUCAUGAAAAGCAUCUUAACCCAUGCAUUUGGACGUGAUUGGAGGAUGUGUUGUCUUGUUAAACAAUCCUCACAUAAUUCUUGAUGAGAUUGGAGCAUGCAAAAUUUUACAGGUUAAGCAUUAUAGAUAUAUGAUUAUACUUUUGUUUAGUAAGCUAGUGGUCUAUUAUAUUCCACAAUAACUAUUUGAUACAAAUUCGAUUUAAC
Messenger RNA from Gossypium raimondii (Peruvian cotton), 3569 nucleotides. RefSeq lists its product as uncharacterized. The coding region runs from base 221 to 3139 and encodes 972 amino acids. Gene Ontology annotation, biological process: protein transport. Lineage: Eukaryota; Viridiplantae; Streptophyta; Magnoliopsida; Malvales; Malvaceae. The transcript has 7 exons. The record is from RefSeq and is a predicted model, not a curated record.